GUCACAUUAAUAGGCGCGGCCAUGUUGGUCUGUAGUGAAUAAAAAUCAUUUCAAAUUAUUGCUUUUACGAAACUAAAAUUGACACAAUAUGCCCAAAUGCGACCUCAAAACGAGAUACAUCCCCGCGACUUUCGCCUGGACUUUACUAUUGGGCACAACGUCCCUGUUUUUUUAUUUUCCUUGCCAAUACUAUCUGCACAAGCACCCAUGGGUACCAGCAUAUCAAGGUGUCAUAACAUUUUUUGUUUUGGCCAAUUUUACACUGGCCACUUUCAUGGACCCGGGGGUGAUACCAAAAGCCCCACCUGACGAAGACCGCGAGGAUGACUUCCGUGCGCCGCUGUAUCGCAGCGUGGAGAUAAAUGGUAUAACGGUUCGGAUGAAGUGGUGCGUCACCUGCAAGUUUUACCGACCGCCGCGCUGCUCGCACUGUUCUGUCUGCAAUCAUUGUAUAGAGACAUUCGACCACCACUGCCCGUGGGUGAACAACUGUAUAGGUCGGCGGAACUACAGAUUCUUCUUUUUCUUUCUUAUUUCACUCUCCAUACACAUGCUGAGCAUUUUUGGCCUCAGCCUGUACUACAUCAUGAACCACAACAAAACGCUCACACUGGUUGAGCCCAUUGUGUCAAUGGUAAUAAUGGGUAUAAUAGCCCUUUUAGCGAUCCCGAUAUUUGGUUUAACGGGUUUUCAUAUGGUGCUAGUGUCGAGGGGAAGGACGACCAACGAACAGGUGACGGGCAAGUUUACGGGCGGAUACAAUCCUUUCUCAAAGGGAUGUUGGUCCAAUUGUUGUUAUACGCAGUUUGGACCGCAGUAUCCUAGCCUAGUCCGGCCAUCAAAGUACAUGUACAAGAGCAGUAAGAAACGACGCGAAAUGACCGCGAUGAACGCGGGCAUAGCGACGAUAGCGUCGGGCGCGCAGGUAAAGACGUAUACGGCGGACAACGGGGCCGCGCAUCGCCCGCUCGGCGCGCACGCGCACUACAAUAAGCUGUCCCCUGGGCGCGACGAGCACGAAGGUGAGAUGGAGGGGCCCGGGGCCUCGCAAUCGGCGGAUUGCGAGCCGACGCCCCCGCCCCUGCAGCGACGGGGCUCCUCGGCCAACUUGUUCCCGGAGCCCCACCAUCAUUUACCACCGCGGCCACACCACUAUCCGCGGUUGAGUCCGCUCUCUAGGAAUACUAGUCACGGUGGUACAACCACAUCAGGUUACCGUGUGGUGAUGGAGCCCCUCCGCUACGACCAGGGCUCCAAUGGAGGGGCCAGGCCCUCCCCUACAAUGCAGCAGAGGAUCAAAGCUCUCGGCGUGCCCACGCCUUUAGCGCUCAGUAGUCCUGUGCGCAGGUCCAACCCGGGCACGCCCACGCAGCCGCGCCGGCCUGACUUCAUCGGGGUGCGGGGCUCGCCGCAGCGGAGGUUCCUCUCCGAGGGCGAGCUGCUGCGUGACGCGGAGGACAUCCGCGAGCUGGCCGCUUCCCCGCAGCGCGGGGGCUACACGUGGGCAGAUCGCGCCCCACCGCACGCCCCGCACCCUUCGCACCCCUCGCACCCCACCCUCCCGCACCCCGCGCCCUCGCCCCUGGCCCGCCGCCGCGCGCCUCACUCGGCGGUGCCGCGCCCUACGCGCCCCCUCUCCUUCGUCCGGGCCCUCGAGGUGCAGGAGCAGCUCGAACGCACGCAGCAGCCCGAGCCCCCCGAUCGCGCCUCGGUCUACGACUGCAACUACGAGAUCUCCGUCUGAAACCUUCGCGUAGGACAGUGUUACCCCAAAGACAGCGCACAAUGGAUGCGAUCAUGCCAUAUGCCGGGCGAUGUGUGUGAUUUAUUUGUACAUAGCGUUGUGACUCCGACAUAAUAUUAGUAUAGAUUGUGUAUUUAUUUAUUCUAAAUUUUUGACUUUGUAUCGGUGACGCUACGAUUGCGAAUAAAGUUUGCGAAUAACCCACAGAAACCUGGUGAUAGUGUUCGAAAAACUUCUAUUGUAUCGAUAAAUAGACAGCAACCAAACGAUAGUGGAUUGAUAAAAUAUGAGUAACGUUAUUUAUAAAAAUCGGUACGAUUCGAGAACAUUGCGAACAAUGCGUUCGCCAAACAGCUAUUAUGAGAAAUGUGCCAAAUAUUAAGUAGAUGGAUUGUUGGGCCUCGAUAUUUCUUCAAUCAUUUGAGCGUGUUAAUUCAAAUUUUCCUUGCAUCUGAUACGAUUUUUCAGAUCUCGUUCCGAGUUAUUACGGCCCACACAGAGUACUUAGAUGUUUUGUGAAUGGACGCAUGUUUAUUUGACGUAUCUUAUAAGAUGAAAGUUAAAUAAAAUAAGAAUAUUGUUUGCUUUAGUGGUAGAUAGAUGAGAUUAUAUAUUGUAAAUAAUAUAUUUAUGACGACAGUACCAUACGAUUUGUUCAAUGUAUAUAAUACGUAAUAAAUGGCGAAAUUUAAAUCGAAAGUAUUACAUAUAUAUUUAUAUACCUUGAUAAUGUACAGUCACCGAUUUAUUUAAGAUUGUAAAUAUAUUUAAGGAUGUAAAUGAUUUUUCGUUGAUUGCUAUGUAAAAAUUUGUUUAUGGUGCCAGUAUCGAUUUUCCUAUUUGACAUAUCAGUAGCGCCUUUUCAACAACUGACAUGUGUCAACUUUACUUGUGUGACACAUGACAGUACCUAUUUGAAUGCCCAUUUGUUUAUGUUCUGUAAUACAUUGCACUAUUUAUUAAUAUUACGAAGAGUUAAAUAAUACUGUGGUG
This is a messenger RNA of Pieris napi, 2737 nucleotides long. It is a transcript of the gene Zdhhc8, whose product is annotated as palmitoyltransferase ZDHHC8. Bases 89 to 1744 code for a protein of 551 amino acids. NCBI's taxonomy places the organism in Eukaryota, Metazoa, Arthropoda, Insecta, Lepidoptera, Pieridae. The record is from RefSeq and is a predicted model, not a curated record. Gene Ontology annotation, molecular function: palmitoyltransferase activity. Gene Ontology annotation, biological process: protein palmitoylation. The transcript has 9 exons.